CAACUAUACCCAUGGCAGUGGCACUCCCCACUUCCACGAAGCGAAUUUGUUAAUCCCUUUCCGCAAGUAUAUAUCUCGCUCACUCUCUCUCGAGCUCGUAACAGUCUUCACUCAUCACAUGAGCUUGCCUGAGGCUUCGAGCCGCGCACAGUGUUCAUCGGUAAUGGAGGAAGAGCGAGCGCUGUCCCCGGUGUCCGACGCCUGCACCACCUGCAGCAGCUCCGGCGGUGGCUCGGGGCCCGGCUCCCCCGUGGCGUCAUCGUCGUCGGCGUCUCUGGACGACUCCGGCGCCGCCAGCGCGGCGAGCAGCCGGAAGCGGCCGCGGCCCGGCUCCCCCGUGGCGUCAUCGUCGUCGGCGUCUCUGGACGACUCCGGCGCCGCCAGCGCGGCGAGCAGCCGGAAGCGGCCGCGCCGGGAGCUGAAGCACCCGGCGUACCGCGGCGUGCGCAUGCGGGCGUGGGGCAAGUGGGUGUCCGAGAUCCGGGAGCCCCGCAAGAAGUCGCGCAUCUGGCUCGGCACCUUCGACACGCCCGAGAUGGCCGCGCGCGCGCACGACGUCGCCGCGCUCGCCAUCAAGGGCCGCGCCGCGCACCUCAACUUCCCGGGGAUGUCCCACGAGCUGCCCCGCGCGGCCUCCGCGGCGCCCGAGGACGUCCGCGCCGCGGCGGCGCUCGCGGCCGCGAUGGAGACCGCGGCGCCCGCCGCGCCUAGCGAUUGUAGCCACCACGGCGCCGCCGGCAGUGACGAGGACGAGGAACCGGCCGUAUCUGCCUCACCCGGCCACGACACUGGCAAUGCCGGAGGCGAAGAGAAGGCCGCGCCGUCGUCUGAGCAUGCGGUCCUGGCGGAGGGCCUCGUCCUGGAUCUCGCGCUCCUCGAGCUGCCCAACGUUCUGCUCGAGUUCGGCUUCGAGGUUGCGUUGCCGCCAACGACGCCUUGUUGCUACGAUUUGUCCUGGGACGAGCCGUUGCUGCUGUGGGAGCACUGACGUCAAGAGGGCGAAACUCGGCAAGCAUUCAAUGUGAAGUUAGAUAGAGUUGCUGAUGAUCCGCAUGCUGGAGUUACCGAGCACUAGUUCGAUCUGUUCCUGCGUCAACUAUGAUGCUAACUUACACAUGUCCAAGUAAUCAAGUCCAGCAUGAUUGCAAAUACACAGUUAUUGUUCACACAUUUGUAACAACCAAGUAAAUUUCAGUAGGUAACUUUCCAGCUCGUGAUCAAGAUUCCAGGGCUUGGACAUCCAUGGUACUGACAUUUAUUUUCUUCGUCAUUUUCCAAAUUGUAAAGAAUAGAAGGGCUUCUAUUUAGAAUGUUAUUUGUUUAUGUCUGUCAGUAUUCAGCUUGUACUACUUGGCGCAUGCUGCUGUAAAUAAUUGAAUGCCCAUUUGCUAAGAAAUGGAACGCCAUAAAUCCUUGAAAA
This is a messenger RNA of Panicum virgatum (switchgrass), 1420 nucleotides long. Its product is annotated as ethylene-responsive transcription factor ERF036-like. Gene Ontology annotation, molecular function: DNA-binding transcription factor activity; DNA binding. Gene Ontology annotation, biological process: regulation of DNA-templated transcription. Bases 119 to 988 code for a protein of 289 amino acids. NCBI's taxonomy places the organism in Eukaryota, Viridiplantae, Streptophyta, Magnoliopsida, Poales, Poaceae. The record is from RefSeq and is a predicted model, not a curated record. The transcript has a single exon.